CUGAGUAAUGGUGUGGACAGAUACAUCUCCAAGGACGAGCUGAACAGGGCUGCAUCCAAAACCAAAAGCACUCUCCGCAUUUUCCUGAACAAGAUCUCCCACAGGCAAGAGGACUGUCUCUCCUUCCGGAUCCACCAGUACUUUGACAUGGGGUUCAUCCAGCCGGGAUCAGUCAAGGUCUACUCCUAUUACAACCUGGAAGAGUCCUGCACCCGCUUCUACCACCCGGAGAAGAGGAACGGGCAGCUGAGAAAAAUCUGCCAUAAGGGCCUGUGCCGCUGUGCAGAGGAGGAGAACUGCUUCAUGCCCCGGGGAGAGAAUGGCCUCACACUGAGCUACCGACUGGACAAGGCCUGCGAGCCCAGAGUGGACUAUGUGUACAAGGUCAAGCUGGUAGACUUGGAGUUGGCUGAGGAGUCUGACAGUUACAUCGUGGUGAUGGAGCAGGUCAUCAAGAUCGGCUCCGACGAGGUGCAGGUCGGCCAGUGGCGCCGGUUCAUCAGCCACGUCAGAUGCAGGGACGCCCUGAGGCUGCAGAAGGGGAAGCAGUACCUCGUGUGGGGGUUGUCCUCCGACCUGUGGGGGGAGAAGCCCAACCGGAGCUAUGCCAUUGGGAAAGACACGUGGGUGGAGCUGUGGCCCUCAGAAGACGAGUGUCAGGAGCCGAGGAAUGAGAACUUGUGUCAGGACCUGGUCAACUUCAGGGACAGCAUUCUGCUCUUCGGCUGCCCCUUAUGACCACCCCCACCCCCACCCCCCAAUAAAGUUUCUGUUAACUUUUCACAA
Molecule: messenger RNA, 786 nt
Organism: Erinaceus europaeus (western European hedgehog)
Lineage: Eukaryota; Metazoa; Chordata; Mammalia; Eulipotyphla; Erinaceidae
Product: complement C3 alpha chain-like
Exons: 7
Biological process (GO): complement activation
Cellular component (GO): extracellular region
Molecular function (GO): protein binding
Source: RefSeq, a predicted model, not a curated record